UUUAUUUGGGAUUUUUUUUUUUUUUACAGUUCUUCUGAGAUUCAUUGUGUUUUCCUGCUGCUUUGGAGCAGUGUGUUGUGUGUGGUUUUUCUUUAAUUCUAAGCAGCUUUGUGAUCUUUGUUUGAUGUUUUUCAGCUGUGGCUUCACUGAAAAAGGAAAGAUAUUCAUACGGUUUUGAAGAUUUGAGCUUUAUUCAGUUUAUUUUAUUUUACUUUUUUGAAGAAACUGAGGUUUUUGGAAUAUGACAUGUUGUUCUUUGGGUCUUUGAACUUGUUAUAAUCCCAUAAUCAUGUUUUUUUUUGUCAUUUAGUGUUAUUUUAAUUUUUUGUGAAGGGAAAAGUGAUUGCAGUUCUUCAUUAUUUGCACAAGUUUGUGUGGUUUUCUUGGUGCUACUAACGUUAGCUCUUUCAAUUCAAUUUGUUUUCUCUUUUAGAAAUAUAGAUAAGAAAAAAAAAACACUGCAUUGUAAUUUUAGAUGUCAAAUUGCUAAUCUGCAACAUAUAUUCAUGGACAAACAACUUGUACACCUCCAUCCUUGUUUUGAGAUAAAUUUCCCCUCUGUUUUACAGUAUUGUCAUAAUUAACGAAUAUCAACCAAUGCCCAAACUACUAAAGCCAAAGUUUCAGAUCUAUUAUAUUUUGAGUUUUCUUAUACUCAAUGUUACUAAUUAUGUGUUCCAUUUGAGUUAAGCAGGAGAAAGAAAAACUAUCAAUUCUGAGCUAUGGCAUGCUUGUGCUGGACCACUGGUGUCGCUGCCGCCUGUGGGCAGCCUUGUGGUCUAUUUCCCGCAAGGUCACAGCGAACAGGCAUGUGGCAGCCUCAAUGAAGAAGGAUACAGAUAGCAUUCCAAGCUACCCAUCACUGUCUUCGAAGAUAGUUUGUGUGCUUCAUAAUGUCACUCUACAUGCUGAUCCUGAAACCGAUGAGGUUUACGCUCAGAUGACUCUUCAGCCUGUUAAUAAUUAUGACAAAGAGGCAUUGUUGGCAUCUGAAUUGGGCCUCAAACAAAAUAAGCAACCGGCUGAAUUCUUCUGCAAAACACUUACAGCAAGUGAUACGAGCACUCAUGGUGGAUUUUCAGUUCCUCGUCGCGCAGCUGAAAAGAUUUUCCCGCCACUAGAUUUUUCAAUGCAACCACCAGCACAAGAACUGGCCGCAAAGGACUUGCACGAUGUCACAUGGACAUUCCGGCAUAUCUAUCGUGGCCAGCCCAAAAGGCAUCUCUUAACUACUGGUUGGAGUGUGUUUGUUAGCUCGAAAAGACUCUUUGCAGGCGAUUCCGUCCUUGUCAUUCGAGAUGAAAAGUCACAGCUCCUCCUGGGAGUAAAACGUGCCAAUAGACAGCAACCAGCUCUAUCAUCUUCGGUUUUACCUAGUGAUAGCAUGCAUAUCGGGAUCCUUGCUGCUGCUGCUCAUGCUGCCGCAAGUAACAGUCCAUUCACCAUAUUUUACAACCCAAGAGCUAGCCCAUCGGAGUUUGUUGUUCCUUUGGCCAAAUACCUCAAGGCAAUGUACACCCAAAUCUCUCUAGGCAUGAGAUUCAGGAUGAUGUUUGAGACUGAGGAGUCCGGAGUGCGUAGAUAUAUGGGCACGGUCACUGGCAUUAGUGAUUUGGAUCCUGUUAGAUGGAAAAAUUCACAGUGGCGCAAUCUUCAGGUUGGGUGGGAUGAAUCAACAGCAGGUGAGCGGCGGACUCGGGUAUCAAUAUGGGAAAUUGAACCUGUGGCAACUCCUUUCUAUAUAUGCCCUCCACCAUUUUUAAGACCCAAAUUUUUUAAACCGCCGGGAAUGCCAGAUGACUCUGAUGUUGAGAAUGGAUUUAGAAAGACAAUGCCAUGGCUUGGUGAUGACUUCGGCAAGGAGGCUCCUAAUCCAUUUUUUACUGGUUUUAGCCUUGUCCAGUGGAUGGCCAUGCAGCAGAAUUCACAGCUAAUGGCCUCUGCGGCUCAGUCAGUACACUUUCCAUCUCUUGCCGCUUCUGCUGUACAGAAUACGAGCACUGAUGACCCAUCCCGAUUACUGAAUUUCCAAACAAAUGCCUUGCCUCCACAAAAUCUACAAUUCACUUCUAAAGCUACACACCAACUGCAACAAAUGGAACAACAGCUGGCCCUCCCAUGGCCCCAACAGCAUCAGCAGCAGCAGCAGCAGCAGCAACCACAGCAACAGCAACAGUUUUCUACUGUUACACUGCCAGAGCAGUCACAGAAACAACAGUUUCUACAACAGCAAAGAAAUCCUAAUCAUACACAAGAGCAGCAUCAUCAGCAACAACAUAAUUCCAUUGUUCUAGAGAAUCAGUCACGACAACCACAGCAGCAUCAGAAACUUCAUGGACAACUGCCACAAAAUCAACUGCAGGAACAACACUUAAGACCUGCCGUAUCUCAGCAAAACAUCGAGCCAGCUCAGAAACAACAUCAGUCUUUUAGCAGCCAAUUCUUACCACAGAAUCAGAUACUGAACCAAGUUUUGCCACCACCUUCAUUUCAAGUUCAACAGCAAGGGAUACCAAAACCGGGAAAUUGUUUAUCCAAUAUCAGUUCGUUUCAACCAUCAUCAUUAUCUGGAAUUUCACAGGUUCAACCACCUGUUGAAGACCAACUUUUUCUCCUGAAGCAGCAGCAGCAGCAGCAGCAGCAGUUCCAACAAUCCCAACAGCAACAACAACAACAACAACAAUGCCAAUCUCAGCUACAACUGCAGUUACUGCAGAAACUGCAGCAACAGCAAGUGCUCUCUCAACUUAAUCCACAAUUACAAUCUCAGUUGUUAACACAAUUAAGUCAACAGUCUCAACAACAGCAAAAUUUGCAACCACAGUUGCUGAACACUCAAUUUUUGCAACAGAAGCAACAGAUACCCAUUAGUCAUACGACCGAUCAUGUCAAACCAGAGCCACUUGUUCGAGCUAAUUCUACGUUAAGUGAGAAUGAAGGACCAUCAUGUUCAACAUCUCCUUCCACCAACUUCCAUGCUACUCCAUCAAGCUUACUCAAAAGACACCGGCAAGGACCAAGCAUCUUUAAUGAAAGCAUGGGCGUUCGUCAUCUUGACAAUCAACUUCAAGAAAUUCAAAGCAGGUCAGAUGGUCAAAUGAAGCAUGAGUUACACUGCAUUAAAGAGACCGAUCAGCUGCCACAUCAACAUGCUGUUUCAGAUCAACUGGAUGCAUCUUCAGCGAGUUCAUUUUGUAUGGAUGCUGCUGCUGUGCAGGAAGGUUUUUCACUUCACCCUCUUUGCAUGGAUAGUGAUGUACCUGAAGAUAAUCGGAACAAUUUUCUCAUUGGUGCUACAAAUGAUGGGUUGGUGAUGAACACUAUGCCUACAAGGGGCUUAAGCUCGGGAAAGGAUAUCGAGAACUUGCUAUCAGGUUAUGGUAAUCAGAAAGACAUGGAUGCUGAAGUGUCUACUGCAGCUAUCAGUUCUCAAUCAUUCGGUAUACCAGACAUGUCCUUUAGGCCUGGUUGUUCUAGUGAUCCUGCUGCCAAUGAAAGCAGAAUGUACAACAGAGGAAUGUGGGCUAACCAACCGCAGCGAAUGCGGACAUACACCAAGGUACAAAAGCGAGGAUCGGUGGGAAGGUCUAUUGAUGUAACACGGUACAUUGGAUACGAUGAUCUCAGGCGUGAUCUUGCACGCAUGUUUGGCAUUGAAGGGCAGUUAGAAGACCCGCACCGGACUGAGUGGAAGCUGGUCUAUGUUGAUCAUGAAAAUGACAUAUUGCUUGUCGGAGAUGACCCUUGGGAGGAGUUUGUGAGCUGUGUUCAGAGCAUCAAGAUACUAUCACCGGUGGAAGUUCAGCAGAUGAGCUUGGACGGCGACCUGGCUAGCGUGCCGCCAGUACAGAACCAAGCCUGCAGUGGUUCUGAUAACGGGAAUGUGUGGAGGGGUCACUACGACGAUUCAGCUGCGUCCUUUCAACAUCGGUGACAAAUGUAGUGACUGUAUAUGUAACUUAAGAAAAUUACCCGGAGAUGGAGAUGGCCGACUUUGUUGAAUGUGUUCUUUAGUUCUUGAAAGGUCUCUGUUGUUGAUCUAAUUAUUCAAGUUUCAGAAGACGAUUUUUGGUUGUUGCUGGACAGAGACUUACAUGUACAUGUAUUAAUACAAUCAUAUUUUCAUUCUUUCUAUCAAACACUUCCCCAGGCCUUCAAUGUAUCACUGAGAUUUCUUAUU
This is a messenger RNA of Dioscorea cayenensis subsp. rotundata (Guinea yam), 4180 nucleotides long. Its product is annotated as auxin response factor 16. Gene Ontology annotation, cellular component: nucleus. Bases 728 to 3934 code for a protein of 1068 amino acids. Lineage: Eukaryota; Viridiplantae; Streptophyta; Magnoliopsida; Dioscoreales; Dioscoreaceae. Gene Ontology annotation, biological process: response to hormone; regulation of DNA-templated transcription. The transcript has 12 exons. The record is from RefSeq and is a predicted model, not a curated record. Gene Ontology annotation, molecular function: protein binding; DNA binding.